Lachancea lanzarotensis is the source of this 3975-nucleotide messenger RNA. RefSeq names its product LALA0S07e00870g1_1 (gene ULS1). Gene Ontology annotation, molecular function: ATP binding; ATP-dependent chromatin remodeler activity. NCBI's taxonomy places the organism in Eukaryota, Fungi, Ascomycota, Saccharomycetes, Saccharomycetales, Saccharomycetaceae. The transcript has a single exon. Bases 1 to 3975 code for a protein of 1324 amino acids. The record is from RefSeq and is a predicted model, not a curated record. Gene Ontology annotation, cellular component: cytoplasm.
AUGUCUAGUGUGUCGGCGAUCGAUUUGACGCAAGAGGACUCUGAUGACGAUAUGAGAGGAUUACUCGGGAAAAACGAUUCAACGGAUUCAAAUGACAAAAACGAGAGAGCAGGUGUUUACUCGGCACAACCAGCGGAUACGGUUUUUUCGAAGCAUGAAAAAGAUCAACCAGGGAUUUAUGAUGGCCCACAAGAUAGUCCGAACGACGCGAUACCUCUGGAUACUCCACGUGUAGAAGGGACGAAAAAGAGGUUACCGAUCAACGAAGACCAGCCACAACCGAAUGAACAGAUUGUACCGCUAGUUCGGACAAUGAGAUACCAGGAUCAGAACUCUGAGCCCGAACAAGGCCCACAAGUGUCCGGUUUGCGAAGUAGCAGCUCUGACGAAUCACUUUUCAAGCGUCAAAAAUUUGAGGUUAACGAGUCACAAAUAAGACCACAAAGUCCAAGAGAAGACAGCUUGGCGAUCGAGAAAUUGGGCUAUGUAUCGCCCCUCAGUCUCACAUCUCGCGAGAGCAGUCCUAAAGAUGUGCUUCGCACUACAGGGCCUAGCAGUGUACAUCGUACCAAUGGAGGAGAGUCCCCAAAAGGUGAGGUGUUUGCACAGCAAAGUGGGCUGGGCAGUGAUGAUCACCUGCCAAAAAUAGUGUCUUCAGAUGUGGAUAGAAGCAAGUUGGAACAAAAUUCGCUACCACCAUUCAUUACUGAUACCGCCAGCAAUGAUGCUCGUGAGCCCAUAAUAGUGCUCAGCGACGAAGAAGAUCAAACAUUGUUGGUAAGCCAGAAGAGUAGACAAGGAAGAAUCCAUUCCCCAGUUUCCUCGAACGGUGUGACAGCUUCCAAUGAGAAUGUCAGUGACUUGAGAGCUAUACAUGACACAAAUCUCAGACUGAAAGCUCAGAGUGACGAAGAAUUUGCUCGGCUCAAGACUACAUGCCGCGAUACAAGAAUUAUAUUGCAGCGAAAGCUUCAAAAGCGGGAGAGACUUAUAUUAGAGGCCAAAAACUCCCUGCCAUUGGUGACAUCCACUGAGGAAGCUGCCAAGGUCGAGAGGGAUUUGCGUUAUAUGGAAGGACGGAGAAUGCAGACGUUAAUGAAGCUCAAUCAACUCGAUCAUAAGGAAACUCAUGCUACAGAGCAACACAACAAAUUCCUGAAUGGACACGGGUCGAAGCUUCGACAAUCGCAACUGGAUCUCCAGAACGCCUUGAGCAACCGAAUACAUUCAAACAUGGUAGAAAAGCGGGCCAAGCUCAUGGAAGAACGAUCAGAUAUCGAACAUCUUUUCCUUAGUGGUGAUAUAAAUUUGCAUACCAUGAUUCGAAAAAAGGCGGCAAUUGAUAAAAUGCUCAACGAACUACAGUCUAGUCAUGCAGCUCCCGAAGCAGUAGCGAGUGCGCAGUCCUCAGACAUUUAUUUCAGAUCUAUUGAUAUCGCUCUUGACUUGAUACAGAAGAAUACAGUGAGAUCUCUGGAGAACAAAAAUUUGAUGACUUACUACCUGAAUGUGGUAGCACGAUUUAAAAGAGAUUGCGAUAGAGGGGAGCGAUUCACUGCAGAGACAAAGUAUCGGGUUGAGCGCGCAAUAACAGAAUUAAUGAAACACGGAGUCAAGAUGCCUGCUGUUGUUGACUACCUGAAGAAAAUGAAUUUUAUAGUGACGCCAGAAGAGUUCCAGAGGACAUACUCUUCGAAUGGCAACACCCAAAGAAACGAUGACUUCCUUCCGGUGAAGAACAAACAGGAUGGCGACAACGAUAUAUUGGAACUCGUAAAGCACCAGGACGAGCAGCGCAACUCAAAUUCUUUUCAACUCUCAAGUAUUUACAACAACCAAGACAAUGAUAGCUUGCAAAAGUUACUGGAAGGGCUCAAAACUUCAGAAGCAGAAAUCGAGGGCGAGGAACUAACUCCGCCUGAAUUGACCGUUAACUUGAUGAAACAUCAACGGCAAGGGCUUCACUGGUUGCUACAGGUUGAAAAAUCCAGCAAGAAGGGCGGCCUUUUAGCUGAUGAUAUGGGUCUCGGAAAGACUGUUCAGGCGCUCGCCCUGAUAGUCGCUAACAAGUCGGGCGAUGAGAGUUGUAAAACUAACUUGAUUGUCGCGCCUGUCGCAGUUCUUAGAGUGUGGGAGGCAGAAGUUAGAACCAAAGUCCACAAGAAUACUAGACUAAAGGUUCUCAUCUACGGAGGAAGCGGUGGCGCUAAGGUUCAGACCUAUCGCAGCUUACUGAGACACGACGUUGUGUUGGUCUCAUAUCAAACUCUAGCAAGCGAGUUGAAGAAACACUGGCCUGCAAGACUCACAUCAGAAUCCGAAGAGCCAACCCUUGCAGACGUUCCCGACGUCAAGGCGAUUAAUUCGCUCAAGGAGCGAAACGAAUAUUGGUCACCGUUUUUCUGUGAUCAGUCCAAAUUCUACAGAAUUAUUCUGGAUGAAGCCCAGAAUAUAAAAAAUAAAAAGACACAAUCUUCAAAAGCCUGCUGUGCAUUAUACUCAACGUAUCGAUGGGCGUUGUCGGGAACACCUGUGCAGAACAACAUCAUGGAACUCUAUUCGUUGAUAAGAUUCUUAAGAAUUCCACCGUACAAUAGGGAACAACGAUUCAGAAUGGACAUAGGGAACCCUCUUGGACGUGUUACUAACAAUUACGAUAGCUACGACCUCAAACAAGCUACCAAAAAGGUACAAGUGCUUUUACGAGCGGUUAUGUUACGGAGAACCAAAGAUUCCCAAAUUGACGGGAAACCCAUUCUUGAGCUCCCGGAAAAAUUCAUCAAGGACGAGGAACAAACGCUCGAAGGUGCAGAGCUAGCUUUCUACACUGAUUUAGAGCAGAAAAAUCAGAAGAAAGCUGAAAAACUGAUGAAAAACAGAGCUAAGGGAAACUAUUCCAGUAUUUUAACCUUGUUAUUGAGACUGCGUCAAGCUUGUUGUCAUUCGGAACUUGUACUCAUGGGAGAAUACAAGAGUGAAACUUCCAAGGUGGCCAAUGGUAAGAAUUUUGAAAAUGAUUGGCUGCGUUUAUUCGAGCUAGCUCGAAGAAUGCCUGGUAUUGGUAAAAGUACGGUGAUCGAAGGCCUUGAAAAAAUGACUUGUCCGUACUGCAUGGAACAAAUGGAGUUAGAUUCUGCAGUCGUAAUCACUCCAUGUGGUCAUAUGCUCUGCGAUGGUUGUGCAGAUCAGUAUUUUGAAGAGAUUCGUAUUCAGGGAAAUGUGAGAAAGAUAAUAAACAGUGGCUACGCAGUACCUUGCUUGGUAUGCAAUAGAAUCGUUGAUGAUAACGAAUUGGUCACUUAUAAACUGUAUGACCACGCAGUGAAUCAGAAUCUUUCCGUUCAAGGUCUGAAGGAGGAGUAUGACGUGGAAAUGACAAAUCAGAAGAGUCGGCUGAGACAGGGCUAUAAAAUAAAUUUUGAAACCGUCGAGCCGUCGGUCAAAAUUUUGCAAUGUUUGGAUAUUGUUCGGAAUGUGCUGGGUACUUCUGAACAAGAAAAAGUCAUAGUCUUCUCUCAAUUCACAACGUUUUUCGAUCUACUUCAACAUUUCAUUCGGAAGGAACUUGGAAUUCACUUUUUAAGGUAUGAUGGGUCGAUGAACGCUCAACAACGUGCUGCUGUCAUCGAAGAAUUCUACAAAAACCCCAACAGAAGAAUCUUGCUGAUAUCGAUGAAAGCAGGUAAUUCGGGAUUGACUUUAACUUGCGCAAACCAUGUUAUAUUGGUCGAUCCGUUCUGGAACCCCUUCGUCGAAGAGCAAGCAAUGGAUCGAUGCUAUAGAAUAAGUCAAACCAGAGAAGUGCAGGUUCACAAGCUUCUGGUUAAAAAUUCAGUCGAGGAUAGAAUCUUAGAACUACAGAGGAAAAAGAGAGAACUAGUAGAAAGCGCAAUGAGUCCCGACAAAAUCCAGGAAGUGAACAGUUUAGGACGUCGCGAGCUUGGAUUUUUGUUCGGACUCAACACGCUUGAGUGA